Molecule: messenger RNA, 1428 nt
Organism: Capronia coronata CBS 617.96
Lineage: Eukaryota; Fungi; Ascomycota; Eurotiomycetes; Chaetothyriales; Herpotrichiellaceae
Exons: 1
Coding region: 1-1428 (475 amino acids)
Source: RefSeq, a predicted model, not a curated record
AUGACAUCCCAAGCUCCUCCGCCGUCAGGUCUCCCGCCCUCGAUGGGCCCAGGCGCCCGUCCAGUACAACCUGGCGAACAUGCCGGUAGACCUAGCCGCCUGGCUGAAAUAAUAAAGGCACGGUCGACAUACACCGUCGCCGCGGAAUCAGAAGUGCUGCAACUGGGCUACGAGAUGAACGGCAAAUCACGGCUGUACCGGCUACCCUUCGAGUCUCUGCCGUUGGGCAGCUUUUCACGCUGGCUUCUAUAUGGUGGCCCGAAAAGGGCAAGGACGACAGGAUCCCAAGUGCUUGAUUCCUUCCGCACGAUGGAAGAGGAUCUUGGCAACCAGCCGAUCACUCAGAGAGAGGCGGAAGGCCUGACAUACUGGAUAUCAAAGGCUUGCCUUUACAGAGUGACGGGGGACGUCGUGGCGUGCUCCUUGGGAGGGAUUGUGGCCUACAGGAACCGGGAGAAGAUGAAGUUCCCUUUUAUAUCACCCAAGCCUCUGGAGAGAUACAACAGCUUUCCCAGCAGCUACCUUCCACUCGUCCAAGGGCGGUAUGCGCAAAUCCUGUGGCACAUCACCCGGGCCAACAUGUACGCGGGUUUGUUUAUCAUUGGAUUGUCGCCCAUCUUCCGGUAUGUGGGCAGCUUCGCAGCAACGAGCGGAAUCUAUCUCGACGACCGGACCCGGCGCCUUGUAGAAGCAGUUCAAAAUCGUGUUCAACGCUCCGCCGAUCGUGCCAGGCUACCUGGCGGCCCACCGAAUGGAGUCAACGCUCAGCGACAAAGUCCAGGAUCCCAAGCUCAAAGCGAUAAUCAAUACAGUGCCUCACCUCAGCAGGCUGAUGAUGGCAAUAGGGGUGCAGCCGCCACAUACGACUACGCGGAUGGCCCUCAGUACGAAGGUGGGCUUGCAGCCAACUCCGAUUGGAGAAGUCAAGAGUCCGGACAGUGGUCCAGUAGUCCUUCCUACGCAACACCCUCGGCACCGGAACAACCCGGCCAGCCUGGUGGCGACGACCUGUUUUUCGACGAUGAUGCAUCACCUACUGUUGGGAAUGGCACGGAUUUGUCUAGUGACAUGCCGUACAAUCGUGCAAGAGGAAGUGCCUGGGCACGUAUUCGCGCCGGUGAUAGGCCGACCAGCCCUCAAGCAGGAGGACCGCCUGCGUCUGAAUUGGGACAACAACCCGGGGCGAGCGAAGAAUUUCCUUCUAAGGGAGGGUGGCGGAGCAGAGAGACGCUGCAGAGAGUUCCAGGACAGCCAGUUGAGAAAAUGUCUCAGAGAGAAUUCGACGAGAUGCUUGAACGAGAGCGCCGGCUGAGCCUUAGCGAAGAGUACUCGAAAGGCAUGCGCGUCAUGGAGUCCGGUCAAGAUGACACUGCAAAGCCGAACUCGGGGACGAGCACGAGUGCUUGGGAGCGCCGAAGGAACUGGUAG